AUGUCCGAGGACGAGCCCCAAAUGAACACGGAACCGCAAAUUAACAUGGAGACGAGGGCGGCAGAACUGUGUGACGCGACCACGCAACCGGUUCGCGAUUUCGUAUACCGGUACUACCUAACGCUGGCCGGCGUGCCAAACGAUGCCUGGCGGUUUUACACGGUAGGUGCUCGGUACACGCACGUGGACGGUCGCGGGCCCGAGGAGGCGCGCGAUCCGGGACCGGCCGUCGGCCAGUACCAAAUCCACGUGAAUAUCACACACCAGCGUUUCUCCGAGUGUACGUUUCUUAUACGGUCCAUCAAUGAGCAGCCUGUGGCGGACGGCCGCGUUCACGUUCUGGUUACCGGCGACACUUCCCGCAACCAGCGGGUGGCCGAAUCGUUUAUCCAGUCGUUCGUGCUCGACUACGUGCGGGAGAUCAACCAGUACGCCGUCACCAAUUCCAUACUGAAAGUGUACACGUCAUUGCCUCGACCACCUUCGCCGUCGACUUUCUCGUCCGAAUGA
This is a messenger RNA of Macrosiphum euphorbiae (potato aphid), 510 nucleotides long. The record is from the annotation of a GenBank genome assembly. NCBI's taxonomy places the organism in Eukaryota, Metazoa, Arthropoda, Insecta, Hemiptera, Aphididae.